Messenger RNA from Cannabis sativa, 2902 nucleotides. Its product is annotated as probable receptor-like serine/threonine-protein kinase At5g57670. Gene Ontology annotation, molecular function: protein kinase activity; ATP binding. The transcript is spliced from 10 exons. Bases 782 to 2587 code for a protein of 601 amino acids. Gene Ontology annotation, biological process: protein phosphorylation. Lineage: Eukaryota; Viridiplantae; Streptophyta; Magnoliopsida; Rosales; Cannabaceae. The record is from RefSeq and is a predicted model, not a curated record.
GUCAUUGAAAUAAUUUUUUUUAAUGGUUGCACAGCUUAAGAUAUCUAAAUACAUAUUUAUAUGACUUGGCAUAAUGUACAUCAAAAUAUAGAACUUUCAACCGUGUGAGUUGUAUUUCCUUUUCCUACAACUUAAAUUUUUAGUGUCACAUCAUUAUAUAAUGAUUUUAGAGACCAUCCAUGCAUUUAUAUGUCAAAAUACAAAACUUCUCUUACUCUCUCACUCUCUCAUCAUCCAUUAAAAUGAUAGAGAGUGGUUAGUUAUUCAUUCAUGAUGAAGUGAUAGAGAAGAGCAUGAUUUCUUUUUAAGUGGGCUCAUAGCCACCAAAUCAAAAAAAGAAAGUAACCCUUUUUCUUUUUCUUCUUUUUUUCCCCUUCCUAGUUUGAAGUACUCCUUUUUUCUCUUUAUGGCUUCUAUAGCAAGACAAAUCAAAUAAGUACUCACAACCUUUGCUUAUACCCCAAAGCACCCCCUCCAACCAUAACACUUAAUUACAUCUAUACACAUAAAAAUGAAAAAGGAAAAGAAAGUUUCUCUUAUAUACAUAUUUUUUUCCAAUGUAGAAAGUUUUCUAAUGCUUCUUAAACAAGAAUAAUGGAAUGAGAACACACUACACUUCCAACUGAAAUUCAAUCAUGAUGUCAUUACCUUUUCUAUCUAUUCUUAUACUCACUGUCUCUUCUUAACAACAUCAUUCAUUCAUUCAUUCAUAAAAUCCAAAAAAAUAACUGACAUUUUUCUUAGGAAACUUUUUGGUUUCUUAGGAAAAUUCAAAACAAAAAUGUUAUCUUCUUCUACCUCUUCUAAGAUACUUAUUGGCAUCUCUUUGGACCCAAAUGAGAGCAAAGAUUUGCUCUCAUGGGCAAUCACAAUUCUUGCUCAUCCAAAUGAUGAUAUUGUUGCUGUUCAUAUUCUUGUUGGCAAAGAUAAAAAAAAGUAUGAAGUGUCAAGAGAGUUUCAAUCGCGGCUUCGUCGAGCUAAAGCGUUUGUUAUAUCUGUUUUGGGAGAAUUUGCCAAGACCUGCCAAUUCAAACAGGUUAAUUUGGAGGCUAGAGUUGGAUUUAGCUCCAAAAUAGGAAGAGGUUUAAUCAAGGAAGCAAAUUCUGUUUCAGCAGAUUAUCUUAUUAUUGGAGGCUCAAGAAACAGAUCAAAUAGACCUACAAGCAUUGCAAGAUAUUGUCUUAGAAAUUCACCUAAUGGAUGCACACUUGUUGUAUUUGGGAAAUGUAUGCCGCCACCACAACAAAGUUCGGAUUCGGAUUCUGCUCACUCUAAAGAAAUUGUAAGAUCAAGUUCAAGGUGGAACAAAAGUAACAAAGCUAUCUCCCCAGCCGAAAAAUCAGAAUCAAAGAGCAAAAACAGCUCGCCGAGAACUGUUUUAGAUGAAAUCGAAGUUGAGUAUCAAAGCACAGAAGAUGAGACACUAAGUUGUGGAGAUUCAAGCAUAACAUACUCAACUUCUGUGACACCAAACUUUACUAAGAAAUCCAAACAAAGAAAACAAAGUUUCUCGCCAUGCAGACUUGUGUUUUCUUUCCUUGGCUCGCCGUUUAGGAGAAGAAGAAACAACACGAAAGAAAUCAAGAAGCCUUUGUUAAAGUGUUUUAGCUAUGAGGAAAUCAUGAAAGCCACAAACAACUUCAAUCCAGAUAACAUAGUAGGGAGAGGAGGGUACUCUGAGGUUUAUAGAGGUGAUGUUUGUGAUGGAGAAACCAUUGCUGUGAAGAGAUUAGCUAAGGACAACAAAGAUGCUAAGAAGGAGAAAGAGUUUUUAAUGGAAUUAGGCAUAAUUGGUCAUGUUUGUCAUCCUAAUACAGCUACUUUAGUUGGAUACUGCAUUGAGAAUGGUCUUCAUCUCAUUUUCAGUUUUUCACAGAAUGGAACUUUGGCUUCUGCAUUGUAUGGUAACGAAGAAACCACUCUUGAUUGGCCAAUUAGAUACAAAAUCGCCAUUGGUGUGGCGAGAGGUCUACACUAUCUUCACAAGUGUUGCAAGCACCGGAUCAUACACCGCGACAUAAAAGCUUCAAAUGUUCUCCUUGGACCAGAUUAUGAACCACAGAUUACUGAUUUUGGACUAGCAAAAUGGUUACCAAACAAGUGGACUCACCAUGCUGUGAUCCCAAUUGAAGGCACAUUUGGUUACUUAGCACCAGAAUAUUUUAUGCAUGGAAUUGUUGAUGAGAAAACUGAUGUUUUUGCUUUUGGAGUUCUUCUUAUGGAGAUUGUAACUGGUCGUAGACCUGUCGAUUCUUCUAGAAGAAAUCUUCUUAUUUGGGCAAAACCUUUAAUGGAAUCAGGAGAUAUUGCUAGUCUAGCUGAUCCAAUGAUGGAAGGUAAAUAUGACUCUGAGCAACUCCAUAGACUAGUCCUCACUGCUUCUUAUUGCGUAAGGCAAUCCUCGAUUUGGCGUCCAUCGAUGAACGAGGUGUUGGAGCUAUUAACCAAUGGCCAUGAUUCUGAAGUUGUAAGAAGUUGGAGGAUUCCAAAAUUUACUUCUGAUGAGUUGGAUGACUACUCUAUGGUUUAUGGUUAUGAUGUUCCAACUGAUCAAAUUUUAGAGGAUUCUUUGAGUUUAAGUAUGUAGGUUUUUUUUUUCUUUUUUAAAUUUUAAUUUUAUUUUGGGAUUUUGCUAGUGUUUUUUUUUAAACUAGUCAUGGUUGAGUUGACUAAGUAAUAGAACAAGUUUAAGGCUUUAAAUCAAGAUCAUCUCAAUAUCAAAGAGUAAUAGAACAAAGUAAGUAUAUUAUCAAAGUUUUUGUAUUAGCUUUACAUGUUAGAAAAAAGAGUGCCAAGUGUUAUAUAUAUUACUUGUCAAUUUCUUUUGGGUUGAUUCUUGUAUGUGAUUUAAUGAAUUUUGAUGACCAAGUUAAUAGAUAGUUUAAAGGUGUACCAAGUUUGA